CAUAGAUGGACAGAGAAGUUUAAAUUCACAAUUCUUCAAAAUAAUAGGGACAAUCCAGCAUUCGAUAAUUACAGAUGAAGAUUAAAGUACUUUUCAUAUUAGCUAUAACAUUUGGAUUUGCAAUUGGUUGCCAUGUGUACACACCUUCAGGGCACAUUCAAGGCUUUAUGAACGACGUCCAUGGAGAUCCUCUGGAGGUAUAUUUAGGCAUACCUUUUGCGGAGGCUCCAGUUGGAAAUCUAAGAUUCCAAAAACCAAAACCUGUGAGGCCAUGGAAAAAAACCUUGGAUGCCACCAAGUUGCCACCAGCCUGUGUCCAGUAUACGACAUAUCCUUUUCCUUGGGCUGACUCUCUGCCAGGCAAAAGUGAGGAUUGUCUUUAUCUGAAUGUUUAUGUCACUGUUGAUGCCGAAAACCGAAGUAAUUUGGCAGUUUUAUUCUGGGUCCAUGGAGGAGGAUUCACUUUUGGAUCCAGCCGGUUGGAAGUUUAUGAUGCGAGUGCACUGGCGGUCCAUGGAAAUGUAAUUGUGGUUACCACCAAUUAUCGAUUGGGCAUUUUUGGAUUUCUAACUUCUGGUACGGAAGAUGCGCCAGGAAAUGUUGGCAUGUACGAUAUAGUGAUGGCCCUGCAGUGGGUGAAUGACAAUAUCGAGUCAUUUGGCGGCGAUAAGAACCGAAUCACUUUGUUUGGCGAGAGUGCAGGAGCCAUGGCCAUCAGUUUGCUCUGUACUUCGCCACUCACUCAAGGUCUGUUCAGCAAAGCCAUUUUGGAGAGUGGGACAUCCAUAUUUCUGAAGUCCAACCAACUGAAACCUAAUCUGGCACUCACUCAGCGCCUGGCCGAAGCCGUCGGUUGCGCGUCUCAAGUUCAAACGGUUGAGAAUGAUCCGCAAUCUGUCGUUAGCUGCCUAAGAAGCAAAAAGGCCGCCCACCUUGCUCGUGUCCUUUGGUCAUUUAAUCCAACAGCAACGGCCUCCUUCUUCCCACAGUACGGAGAUGACCUGAUUCCCAGAAACUUCCUGGAUGAAAUGCGUGAGGGCAACUUUCACAAAUUCCCCCUCCUGAUCGGCAACACCAGAGACGAAGGAUCAUUCUUGGUUACCACAGCGGAACCUGAAGUAUUCGGAUUCUUUGGUGAUAAGAAUCCCAUCAUCAACAAAACUCACGCGGAGAACAUGAUUCGAAGUAUUUUCGGCAGCUUUGAUGAUCCUGAAAAAUAUGUUAAAAACUAUUUAGGUAGUGUACCAGGCGAUGACUAUGACGCUAUCAAUAGGCAAGUUUACACUGCAUACGGGGACAGCUAUAUUUUGUGCGAGACAGUUUACUUUGCCGAGAGUUAUGCUGAUAGAGAGAAUGAUGUCUACUAUUAUUUGUUCUCUCAUAGACCUAGGAACUCCGUCUGGUCACCUUGGGCGGGGGUGGCACACACUGAGGAGAUCCAAUUUGUCUUCGGGCGCCCAAUAAGAAAGCCCCUGCUUUAUGAACCUGCUGAGGUGGAACUGAGCCAGAAAAUGAUUGAAAUCUGGACAAACUUUGCAAAAAAUGGGGUCCCGAGCGAAUCUUUUGAUUGGCCAAAAUACUCCAAGGAAAAUCCCACUUUUGUUCAUAUCGAUACAGACUUCAAGGGAGACAAUUAUGGAACUGGUCCUCAUCUUGAAAGCUGCAAUAUUAUGAGAGACUAUUUUGGAUUUUAAAUUUUCAUUCAUGCUGUACUACGAGAUACAUAUAAUGCAUGUUCUUCAUAACUUAUCAUUGCUAUUCAAGAAUUUUACUGCUUAAAGUUUCUGUGCAAUAUUUGGAAAUAUUUCUGUACCAUUUUGAACUUUCAUAUAAAAUGGUUUAUUACAAGGAUCGCAUAUAUCGAAGCAUCACAGAUUUUUAUUUUUAAUAGAAAACUUUGAUAAAUAUGAGAAAAUAUUAAAAACAGAAGAAUAAAAUAUAGACAUGAAACAACUGGCAUUUGAAAUAAUGAGUUAGACAAUAACAAAAAAUGAUAUUUUUAUAAGAAUACAUAAACAGUUGAAUUAAUGAACCUAAAACUACCUUCUAAAUGUACAGGUCUGCAUUAAAUUUUGAACCCAAUUUGUAUAUCAGUCUAUAGCAUCGUAAAAACGAUAAUUUCAAAACUCAACGAAUUACAUCAAUGGAGUUUGGAAUAUGAUCUUGGAAUUAAAACAACUAUUCCUUACCAAAUUUAGUUUCAGUCGGAUGAUAAAAAGGAUCCAAAAUACAUGUAUGGCUUCUUCCUUAUAUUACCAAGUAUAAAACACUCAUGUGUAGGAAUAAGAAAAUAAUUCUGAACACACGUGGUACCUAGGGAUUGCAAUACCGUGAUACCGAAUACCGGUAUUUUGAUCCAUUUAUGCAAUUUUGUAAUACGGGUUUUCACAAGUUUAAAUACCGGUUUUUCGGUAUUGACUAGAAAUUUUUAAAAUUGUCUCCACUAUAUGUUCAGGUAUCGCCAACAUAGCAAAAUAGUAUACGUUUUUGUUUUUAUGUCUCCCUAACGGGCGAAAUUAAUUAGAUAAUUAAU
Molecule: messenger RNA, 2533 nt
Organism: Argiope bruennichi
Lineage: Eukaryota; Metazoa; Arthropoda; Arachnida; Araneae; Araneidae
Product: acetylcholinesterase-1-like
Exons: 5
Coding region: 75-1694 (539 amino acids)
Biological process (GO): choline metabolic process; acetylcholine catabolic process
Cellular component (GO): plasma membrane
Molecular function (GO): acetylcholinesterase activity
Source: RefSeq, a predicted model, not a curated record